Messenger RNA from Staurois parvus, 3675 nucleotides. The record is from the annotation of a GenBank genome assembly. NCBI's taxonomy places the organism in Eukaryota, Metazoa, Chordata, Amphibia, Anura, Ranidae.
AUGGCAGCAGCUCGUGAAGGUGUGGAAGAAAACAGUCCCCUUAUGUACCACAUAUCACUGGUUAAUCUUCUUGCUGCAUGUGCUGAGGGCAAGAAUGUUUACACCGAGAUUAAGUGCACGUCUCUGUUGCCUCUGGAGGAUGUAGUGCGAGUGGUGACCCAUGAGGACUGUAUCACAGAGGUGAAAAUAUCUUAUGUAAACUUUGUGAACCAUUGUUAUGUGGAUACAGAGGUAGAAAUGAAGGAAAUCUAUACCACCAAUCACAUAUGGACCCUGUUUGAGAAUUUCAUCCUGGAUAUGGCUCGAGUAUGUAACAAGCGUGAGAAGCGUCUUCCUGAUGCCACCUUAGAGAAAUAUGUUCUUACUGUGGUCUUGGAGACAAUAAGGUCCUUCUUUAACUCUCCAUUUUCAGAAAACAGCACUUCACUGCAGACUCAUCAAACUAUAGUUGUCCAACUACUCCAGUCCACUACUCGACUUCUUGACUGUCCUUGGCUUCAGCAGCAGUAUAAGGGCUCGGUAGAAGCAUGUAUACGGGCCCUGGCCAUGGUUGCCAAAAGUCGGAGCAUAGCUCUACCUAUGGAUUUAGAUUCUCAUGUAAGUUCUAUGCUGAACAGCUCCUCUAGUUCACUGGUGAGAACCCAACCCACAUACAAGCAAUCUACAACCACAAGAACCUUCACUCGAGCCAGUGCCACUCAGAAUCAGUGGGACUACAAAAAUAUUGUGGAGAAAUUACAGGAUAUUAUAAACACAUUGGAGGAAAAGUUAAAGCCGCUUGUAGAAGCUGAGCAGUCUGUGCUUGUAGAUGUGCUUCAUCAUCCUGAACUACUUUUUGCAGAAGGAACUGAUGCUCGUGUACGAUGUGAGACUGGGGGCUUCAUUUCUAAAUUGAUUCAGCACACCAAAAAUCUUAUGUCCUCUGAAGAAAAACUGUGUAUAAAAGUUUUACGGACUUUACAGCAAAUGCUGAUGAAGAAAAAUGAUUAUGAAGAACGGGGAAAUUUACUAAGGAAAACCCUUCUGAGUAAUUACCUGCAAAACAAGAAGUCAAAUACUAAAGGCGAGACAGCUGACAGCUCUGCCAUCGGUCAGGAUCACGACUGGUCUCUAAUAGCACCGAUUCAGUGUAAAUUAGAUCGAGAAGGAGCCACCAAACUUGUGGCUGAUUUAAUUAUGAGCUCAAAGAACGAUAAGAUCUUUCAAGAAAGCAUUUUAUUGGCCAUUAGGUUACUUGAUGGAGGCAACACAGAAAUACAGAAUUCAUUUUACAAUUUAUUAAAGGCUGACAAUAAAUCAGAAAAGUUCUUCAAGGUUUUUAAUGAAAGAAUAAAAAGUGCUCAGCAAGAAAUAAAAUCCACUAUGUCUGUAAACAUGAAUGAUUUAGGGGCUGGAGAUGCACAGGAAUCUGCUUCGAACCUCCCCUCAAAAGCUGUAACAGGAGUGCCCCACCAUAAAGGGCAUGAAGGAGGGGAGAUUGGUGAAAGAAAUGAAGUCGGCCCAGUUGUCUUAAUCAUGGAGCCCAUUCUCAGAUUUCUUCAGUUGCUGUGUGAAAACCACAACCCAGAUCUGCAGAAUUACUUGCGGAAUCAAAAUAAUAAGACCAAUUAUAACCUGGUAUGUGAGACACUGCAGUUCUUGGAUAUUAUGUGUGGGAGCACUACAGGAGGACUUGGCCUUUUGGGUCUCUACAUCAAUGAAAAAAAUGUGGCUCUCAUUAUUCAGACUUUGGAAACCCUCACAGAAUAUUGCCAAGGACCAUGUCACGAGAAUCAGUCCUGCAUCGUGACACACGACUCCAACGGUAUUGAUAUUAUAACAGCCUUAAUACUAAAUGACAUCAGCCCUUUGUGCAGGUAUAGGAUGGAUCUUGUUUUACAACUAAAGGACAAUGCCUCAAAGCUGCUAUUAGCUCUUAUGGAAAGUCGUCAUGACAGCGAGAAUGCAGAAAGAAUACUUUUAAGUCUAAGACCCCAGGAACUGGUGGAUGUCAUCAAGAAAGCUUAUCUACAGGAAGAUGAAGGGGACAGUUCCGAUGUGUCACCCAUGGAAGUUGGACAUAAUAUUUACAUCCUUGCUUUGCAGCUGGCACGACAUAACAGACAUCUUCAACAACUUUUGAAGCCGGUUCGAAGGAUUCAAGAAGAAGAAGAGAGCAUCUCUACUAUGUUAAGUCUAAAUAAUAAACAGCUGACUCAGAUGCUAAAGUCAACAACUGCUCCUGUACAGGAAGAGAAGGAGGAUGCAUUAGUGUAUUAUGCCAAGCAUACUGCACAGAUUGAGAUUGUGCGUUCAGAUCGAAGCAUGGAACAGAUUGUAUUCCCUGUUCCAGACAUCUGCAAGUUCCUGACAGAAGAGACCAAGCACCGAGUGUUCACCACUACAGAGCAGGAUGAGCAGGGCAGCAAAGUUAGCGAUUUCUUUGACCAGUCAUCUUUUCUUCAUAACGAAAUGGAGUGGCAGAAGAAAUUGCGAAGUAUGCCUUUAAUGUAUUGGUUUUCACGAAGAAUGAGUCUUUGGGGAACAAUUUCCUUCAACCUGGCAGUUUUCAUUAAUUUGAUCAUAGCCUUCUUCUAUCCAUAUGUAGAGGGGACAUCUAUGGGAGUGCUGGAUUCCCCUCUAAUUUCCCUUCUUUUUUGGGCCAUGGUCUGUUUCUCAGUUAUGUCUCUCUUCACCAAGCGCUAUGGUCUACGACCCCUUAUUGUGGCAUUAAUCCUGCGUUCUGUGUACUACUUAGGAAUAGGCCCUACGCUUUACAUAUUGGGAGCACUAAAUUUGACGAAUAAAAUUGUUUUUGUAGUUAGCUUUGUGGGCAAUCGUGGCACCUUCAUUCGGGGCUACAAGGCUAUGGUGAUGGAUAUGGAAUUUCUUUACCAUGUUGGAUACAUCCUAACUAGUGUCCUGGGAGUCUUUGCUCAUGAACUGUUUUACAGCAUUCUGCUGUUUGACCUGAUAUAUCGCGAAGAGACGCUGUUUAAUGUGAUCAAGAGUGUGACACGUAAUGGUAGAUCAAUUCUUCUGACUGCCUUGCUUGCCCUGAUUCUGGUCUAUCUCUUCUCCAUUGUGGGAUUCCUCUUUUUAAAAGAUGAUUUUAUUAUGGAAGUGGAUCGGCUACCCAAAGCUCCCAACACAAUGACCCAGUCAUUGGAAUCAAAUACCUUUGCAGAGUAUUGCAGCAAAGACCAAACUGACUGUACAGUACUGGAUAAUACAGAAGAUGAAGAAGAUGGCACAGAGAGAGCGUGUGACACGUUGCUCAUGUGUAUUGUCACUGUACUUAAUCAUGGCUUAAGGAAUGGAGGAGGCGUUGGAGACAUUUUAAGAAAACCCUCUAAAGACGAAUCCCUCUUUCCAGCUCGAGUGAUCUAUGAUCUCCUGUUUUUUUUCAUUGUCAUCAUCAUUGUCCUAAACCUAAUCUUUGGUGUCAUUAUUGACACAUUUGCAGAUUUGAGGAGUGAGAAACAAGGGAAGGAGGAGGUGCUGAAAACAACCUGUUUCAUUUGUGGACUGGAGAGAGAUAAAUUUGACAAUAAGACCGUGUCCUUUGAGGAGCACAUUAAGGAGGAGCACAAUAUCUGGAAUUAUCUGUACUUCAUCGUGCUGGUGAGAGUGAAGAACAAGACGGAUUACACUGGUCCAGAAAGCUAUGUGGGUCAAAUGAUAAAGGUCAGAAUC